Messenger RNA from Bicyclus anynana (squinting bush brown), 766 nucleotides. RefSeq lists its product as uncharacterized. The coding region runs from base 119 to 559 and encodes 146 amino acids. The transcript is spliced from 3 exons. NCBI's taxonomy places the organism in Eukaryota, Metazoa, Arthropoda, Insecta, Lepidoptera, Nymphalidae. The record is from RefSeq and is a predicted model, not a curated record.
AAAUUGCGGGUAGUCUUUAAAUUGUUUUCUCGUCACAUAUUUCAGUGCCACGCCACAAGAGUCGUUCCUGCAUCGUGCUGUUUAAAACUUUGUUAAGUUGUACAUUUCUUGUUUAAAUAUGAUUAUUGUGCUCACAUUUACGUUAUUACUCGUCACUUCUGCCACGUCGAGACCUAGAUAUGCUGAGCUCGACGAAGAUGAACAGCAACUAUACCGAGCGGCAUACGAAACGCCAUCCUAUGACCAAGACCAAUACGAAGAACCAGAGGACUUGCAACCGGGGAAAAUAGAUCUCCUCAAAGACAGCUUGUGGGCUAUAAAGGCGAAGAUCAAUGAACUGAAAGCGUUCAAUAAGGCAUUAGCAGCUAAUUUACUCUCGACGAAGCUGAAAGUUAAGGAACUCCUGAUUAGCAAGAUGAUGAUGAAAAAACAUCACGAUACAGUCGAUCACAAGAAACCUAUGCAUAACUAUCAGCCUCAACCUUAUCCAACAUACGAGCCACAAAUGCCACAAUACGGUGCACCUCAAUAUGGACACGACCCUUACUAUGGAAUCUAAACAAUGAAGAUAUGCACACGUUGUACUUUCAUACAAUCUCUCUAUCUUCUUCAAAUAGAAAGAAAAAAGAGCUGAUUAGUCUAUUACUUAUUAAUAAAUUAUUUUUUCUUUAUGUCUAAAAUUAUAUUUCAAAUAAAAAAAUUGUUACUUAAUCUAAUAUAUAAAAUUCUCGUUGUUAUUAUAAAUUAAAGUUUCCACUGAUGUUCA